This is a messenger RNA of Salvelinus sp. IW2-2015, 1113 nucleotides long. RefSeq names its product probable G-protein coupled receptor 25. Gene Ontology annotation, cellular component: membrane; external side of plasma membrane. Gene Ontology annotation, molecular function: C-C chemokine receptor activity; C-C chemokine binding. Gene Ontology annotation, biological process: G protein-coupled receptor signaling pathway; calcium-mediated signaling; cell chemotaxis. The record is from RefSeq and is a predicted model, not a curated record. NCBI's taxonomy places the organism in Eukaryota, Metazoa, Chordata, Actinopteri, Salmoniformes, Salmonidae.
AUGGAGACGUAUGACAGUGACAAGUACUUCUACAGCGAUGACAUGCUGUACAAUGUCAGCUACGAUCUAACCUACCUUGGGGAGCGCUCCAGCUCCAGUCUUCCCUAUUCUCACAUCUACCUGCCACUGCUUUAUUUCCUCAUGUUUUUCACAGGCUUCCUGGGCAACCUCUUUGUGAUCACAGUCAUGGGCAGCCGGAGGAAGAGAGGCGGCCGUCUGGUGGAUACGUUUGUGGUUAACCUGGCACUUGCGGACCUGGUGUUUGUCCUCACCCUCCCUCUGUGGGCCGUCUCGUCCAGUCAGGAGGGACACUGGCCUUUCGGCAACCUUCUCUGCAAGCUGAGCAGCUACAUUGUCGCCGUCAACCGCUUCUCUAACAUCUUCUUCCUGACCUGCAUGAGCGUGGACCGCUACCUGGCCGUGGUGGGCCUCAUGGACUCACGCUUUCUCCGCAGCAGCCAGUGUGUGCGUCUCAACUGCGCCGUGGUCUGGCUGCUAUCCCUGGCUCUAGGUACCCCCUCCCUGGUGUACCGUAGCACGUAUACUCCCAACGGCAAACUCUUCUGUCUGGAGGAUGAAGAGUCAUCCUUCUUCCUGGGUCUGAGCCUGACCAUGGUCUUCCUGACCUUCGCCCUGCCGGUGCUCAUCAUCAUCCUCUGCUACGGUUCUAUCCUGGCCCACCUGCGCCAACACUGUGUUGCUGCUGGCAACCCUCGCGCAGAAGCCCGACGCCGCCACUCUCUCAAGAUGGUCUUCACCAUAAUCGUGGCCUUUGUGGUGUCUUGGCUUCCCUUCAACAUCUUCAAGACUAUCCUCAUUGGUUUCAGGCUGUCUAGAGCCGAUCUGAGCCUUGAGACCCAGUCUGUCUUGAGUCAGGGCCUCACCCUCUCCUGCUGCUUGGCCUUCCUCAACAGCUGCAUGAACCCAGCCAUCUACCUGUUCCUGGACCACCACUUCAGAGGGCAGGCGGAGAACCAGUUCCUGAGCUGCGUGGGAAAGCUUGGGCUGCACCAAGGCUAUGCCUCAUCCACUGACUUCUACAACGGUACCUCAGAGAGCUGCGGCACAACAGCCUCCAGAACUCGUCUCCAGCCACUUGACCAGGAUGUCUGA